Messenger RNA from Colossoma macropomum (tambaqui), 950 nucleotides. RefSeq names its product TEN1 subunit of CST complex (gene ten1). Gene Ontology annotation, cellular component: CST complex. The record is from RefSeq and is a predicted model, not a curated record. The transcript is spliced from 3 exons. Bases 215 to 595 code for a protein of 126 amino acids. Gene Ontology annotation, molecular function: single-stranded DNA binding; telomerase inhibitor activity; telomeric repeat DNA binding. Gene Ontology annotation, biological process: negative regulation of telomere maintenance via telomerase. NCBI's taxonomy places the organism in Eukaryota, Metazoa, Chordata, Actinopteri, Characiformes, Serrasalmidae.
AAUGCAGUUCAGAUGGAAGUGUGUUGUGUUUUAAGACAGUUCUGACUUAUGAAUGUUUCUGAGCGUUGUAAAGUUUGUUUUACUACGUUCUGCUUACGUUGGUGAUCAUGUUUUACUCUGAUAUUCUUCCCAAAACGACCAAUAAUCACUCAAAACACGGAGCGGUCUGAAUUAUGGUGUUUAGUGUGUCUGGUUUAGUAAGUUGACUGUAGAGAUGCUUCCCUCACCUGCAGUUUUCCACUUUCUCUGGGAAAUCAACACUCACCUGGUGAAAGAUGGAGCUUCAGUUCGCACAUUCGGCAGGCUCACAAGUUACCUGCCAGAGGAGUCGAAAGCUGUCUUGACAUCCCAUCAUGCAUCUGUGCAGCACCAGGUGUCAGUACAGACAACAUUCGUGGAGCCUUUUGAUCCAAUAAUCGGGGCGCAGUACUUCACACUGGGGGAGAUUGAUAAGUCAGAAGGGUGCAGUGAAGCUACUCUGCGUGCUCGAGUGUUGAACUGUGUGGAUGGAGUUGAUGUUGCUCUGCUACAGAAGGCCAUAAAUGAACAGAGGAACUUCUUUAAAGGGCGUGACGACGAGGCUGGAGCGCAGUAGUGUCUGUUUCUAAACACCUGUGUCGUCUGGACAGAUGCAGUGGAGUUUGGAGAAACUGUUUUCUUCAAGCAGAUGGAACAGUUUGAGAAAUCUGACACGGCAGGUCCAUCACAGUCUACAUUUAAAUUUACCAGUUAAAUAAGUAAAAAGUAAUGUUCAGCUACUUGGUAAACCAGGUAAAUAAGAGUAAUGGCAUUGAUAAACUGCAAAAAAUUAUAUCUUAAAAAGUGAAAUCAUCGUCACGUCUUAGUCAGUGUACACUCAUGUGCAAAGUUUUGGCACCCCUGGUCAAAUGACAUGUUUGGUUGAUUUUGUAAGUGUAAAUAAAUUAACACGUCCUCUACAGAGAACACAC